This is a messenger RNA of Myzus persicae (green peach aphid), 1470 nucleotides long. RefSeq names its product TATA box-binding protein-like protein 1. The coding region runs from base 500 to 1387 and encodes 295 amino acids. The transcript is spliced from 5 exons. Gene Ontology annotation, biological process: DNA-templated transcription initiation. Gene Ontology annotation, molecular function: DNA binding; general transcription initiation factor activity. The record is from RefSeq and is a predicted model, not a curated record. NCBI's taxonomy places the organism in Eukaryota, Metazoa, Arthropoda, Insecta, Hemiptera, Aphididae.
AGACCGUCACUAGAGUUUGGUCGCAUCCUCUAUGGCACGCUCGUCGCCAUAAUAAUUCGUAAAUAGUAUUAUAAUGCAAUAUAUUAUCAUAACGUUAUGUUAUUCCGUUGCCAGCGGGCAGUGCUCUGUGCUGUAAGCUGUUGUUAUACACGCCGCAGUUCCGUAUUGUAUCAUAGCGGUUUGUCCCGACGUCUUGUUAUUUAAUUUAAUUAUUUUUUUUCGCCUUUUCUUUCGCCUUUGUCGUCUUUGAAUAUACUAUUAUUAUUGUACACCGUCGCGUAUAGGUAUUAAUAGUACCUACUGCACAACGAUAUUUUUGCGGUCUAUAUCGUACGCCGUUUUUUUUUUCGUCUCAAUCGGUAACGACUUCUUCGUCGGAAUCAUAGCCGUUGACGUCUCACUACAUCGAUAGUCGAAUAUAAUAAUAUCAAUAAUAUAAUCACAUCGAUCCACACCGUACGUAGUGUCGCGUUGUCCUGCAGAUACUUACAGCAUCAAUAUGACACCUAUCAUCAAACUGAAAAAUAAAAUUAAUUUAAAUGGAUCUACGUUAAAUGCAAACAUGAUUUAUUACAAUAAUGAUCUUCGUGGACAAGAAAAAAUACUAACAGCAUCUAGAAAACCUGUACAAGACUGCUCAAAUGUUGACGAUGAAAUAUUAAUUAAUAUUAGUAACGUAGCUGCUAGUUUCAAUUUGAAAUCGCAUUUAAAUCUCCGAUAUUUAGCACUGAAUGGUCAUAAUGUGGAGUAUAGACGUGAAAAAGCGAAACUUAUAAUGAAGUUACGUAAGCCAAGUGCUACAGCAAAUAUAUGGUCAAGUGGUAAAAUAGUUUGCAUAGGUUCAACAUCUGAAUAUGAUUCAAAAAUAGCUUCAAAACGUAUUGCUAGAAUUAUUCAAAAACUGGGAUAUAGUGAUGCAAAAUUUAGUAGUUUCAAAAUUAUCAAUGUUCUCGGCUCAUGUAGUUUACCGUUUUCGAUCAGAGUUAUACAGUUUUCCGAAAAAUAUAAAUUAAAUUCUCAGUAUGAACCUGAGUUACAUCCCGGCGUGACGUACAGAAUUAAAGAACUCAAAGCUACAUUAAAAAUAUAUUCGACUGGUAGCAUUACUGUAAAUGCUCCGAGUGAAGCAAUAGUCCAACUUGCCAUUGAACAUAUAUAUCCAUUAAUAUUACCAUUUAAGUUAACCAACUUAUUGGACGAUAAAUGUCAUGUAAGAGUGAUUGGCGGAUCAAAAUCUCAUGAACAAAAUAACGGAAAAUUGGAACAUACUGGACAUAUUUUUCCCAUUCAUCAUCGUCCCGUAGGAGAAUUAGUGAUUAAACGUUGGCAAUUGAAUACUUUGGUACCUAUAUUAGAAAAAAAAAAUGGUAUAAAUGACACUUCGUAAACACUUACAGCUUUUCUUUUGCUGUCAUAAUGUAUGUAGCAUUUCGACCUUAAGUUUUGUUUCUUAAUUGAUUUACAAUUUAA